Molecule: messenger RNA, 786 nt
Organism: Aspergillus ochraceoroseus IBT 24754
Lineage: Eukaryota; Fungi; Ascomycota; Eurotiomycetes; Eurotiales; Aspergillaceae
Product: glutathione S-transferase family protein
Exons: 3
Coding region: 1-786 (261 amino acids)
Source: RefSeq, a predicted model, not a curated record
AUGUCAUCUCCCCCAUCCCCAAACCUCAUUAUCUACCGUGGAUGGUUCAACCCCGGCCUCUACGUCUGGUCUCCGUUCGUGAUCAAGCUCGAGGCCCGUUUGCGCUUCGCCAAUAUCCCCUACAAAACUGCCGUGGGGUCCGUGAGAACAGCUCCCCGGGGGAAAAUACCCUACAUUGAAAUCAACGACGAAGGAUCCUCCAGUUGCAUUGGCGACUCGACCCUGAUCAUCAAACAUCUGAUCGAACGUAAUAUCCUCGCGGAUCUAAACGGGAAGCUUUCUCCCGCAAACAAGACACACGAUUUGGCUCUUCGUGCGCUCUGUGAGGAUAAACUUUACUUCUAUAAUACCCACGAGCGGUGGACCCAAAACUACUAUACCAUGCGGGACCACAUCCUCGGCGCAAUCCCCUACCCGGUCCGCGUUAUCGUCGGCCUCCUGAUCUAUCGUGGCUCCGUCAGGACCCUGCACGGCCAAGGAACGGGUCGGUACUCUCGAGCGGAGAUCCAGAUGUUUCGGAAUGAGGUUUGGGAAAGCCUCAAUGGGAUGCUAGCUGCCGCACAAGCCGAAGCUAAAGACGGCGAUGACCGUCCGUUUUGGAUUCUGGGCGGCGAUGAGCCUACCGAGGCGGAUGCAACGGUGUUUGGGUUUAUUGUUUCAGGGUUGAUUUGUACUGCUGGACCUGCGACGAGAAAGUUGAUGUUGGAGUUUCCAGCCAUUCGGGAGUAUGCAGGGAGAAUUCACGAGGCGUUUUUCCCUGACUAUGAAAAGUGGUCGGAGAAGUGA